CAUUCACUAACACUUCUCCCCACCACACACAGCAAUAAUGAUUCGCCGGAAUGCACGCGAAAGGCGCGACUUCCUCUACCGCAAGCAGCUCGAGCUUCAGAAUGCGCAGGUUGCAGAAAAGCGAGCGAAAUUGAAGGCAGCGCUUGCCAGUGGAAAGCCAUUGCAAAAAGACAUUGCCGAUGAUGCGCAGCUUCGAAAAGACUUCAAGUACGACGAAUCGCAGCUGGAAGGCGACGAGGCCUUUGUAGACGACGAGUACGAUGCGCUGUCGGGAAUCGUGGACCCUAAAAUCAUCAUCACGACGUCUCGCGACCCGUCGUCCCGUCUAAUGCAGUUCGCCAAAGAAAUCCGUCUUCUCCUACCGAACUCUAUACGCCUGAACCGUGGAAACACAGUCCUUCCCACGCUGUGCCAGUCCUGUCACUCUACAUCAACAUCGGACCUUGUUCUGCUGCACGAGCACAGAGGUACGCCGACGUCGAUCACGAUUUCGCACUUUCCUCACGGUCCGACAGCCAUGUUCUCCCUCCACAACGUUGUUCUCCGCCACGACAUCCCAGAUAGCGCAAAAGGAACUGUCAGUGAGAGUUACCCUCAUCUGAUCUUCGAGGGAUUCACUACGCCACUGGGAAAGAGGGUGGUUACCAUGCUGAAGCAUCUGUUUCCACCGAGGGAGGCUGCCAAGAUGAACGAGGGAAGCAGAGUGAUCACUUUCGCGUUAACGGACGGCGACUACAUCAGCGUGAGACACCACGUGUACGUCAGGACCGGAUACAAGAGUGUGGAACUCGCCGAGGUCGGUCCACGGAUGGAGAUGAAGCUCUUCGAAAUUCGCCUCGGUACAGUAGACAACAAGGAUGCGGACUACGAGUGGCGACUGGCAAACUACACCAGGUAUGUUUUUUUUCUAUGAUGGUUACGGGUGAUACGUUGUAAUGGUGCUAACCUGCAUGUUUCUUAGAACUGCGAGAAAGAGGGAUUU
Messenger RNA from Tricharina praecox, 982 nucleotides. RefSeq names its product anticodon-binding protein. The record is from RefSeq and is a predicted model, not a curated record. The transcript has 5 exons. The coding region runs from base 38 to 913 and encodes 291 amino acids. Gene Ontology annotation, biological process: rRNA processing. Gene Ontology annotation, molecular function: rRNA primary transcript binding; snoRNA binding. Gene Ontology annotation, cellular component: Mpp10 complex; nucleolus; small-subunit processome. NCBI's taxonomy places the organism in Eukaryota, Fungi, Ascomycota, Pezizomycetes, Pezizales, Pyronemataceae.